GGGUCGCAUCAUGGAGGUGGCACGGCCAGCGUGACGAUCUCCUUCGCUGCAUCUCUUCCCUCCCUCUCUCCUUGCCAGUGGGGCGAUUCGAGGUGGCGGUUCGAGGUCAACCAGAGCAAGGGUUUUGUAUUUUUGCCUGCGCAGCCACAAGUCUUUAUUGGACGCCCCGAUUCCUUCCCCGGCCCCGAGCCCAUUCCCUGUCGUUUCCUCCUCCAUUCGCCACCUCCGCGGAGAGAGACGUGAGGGGGAGCCUUUUUUCCUCUUCUCCGACCUCUCUCUCGCUAUCCUCUCCCCUUCCACACACUCGCUCCUCCAUCCUCAUCUUAUUGCCUCCACACGAUCCCUCCCUCCCUUGUCUCCCCCUCCUUCCCCUCUCUCUCUCUCUCUCUUCGCCUCGCACCCGGCGAGUGGUUUAGUCGGCGGUGAGUGGAGGGUUUGCGAGAUUUCUCGAUCGCGAAUGGCGAUUCCCGCCGGUCACUUGGCCGCGCCGUCCGAGAUCCUCCUCCGCUCCUCGCACUCGAACCCGCUCUUUCUCUCCUCCACCCGGAACUUGGUCUUCCGCGGUGACUCGGCUCAUCUCGGGCAGCGCCAGCGGCGCCGCCGGGCCGCGGCGCUCCGAUCGGGUGCCGGUGGCAGGGGGUGGUCGUCUUCGUACGCGGUUAGGGCGGUGCUCGAGCGCCAAGGAGCUGCGCUCGCGGCGUCGGAGGUGAAGCGUAGCCGGUCGGAUGAUCGGCCUAAGGUUGCGAGUUUGAAUGAUAUCAUCUCAGAAAGAGGAGCUUGUGGUGUUGGUUUCAUUGCAAACUUGAAAAAUGAACCUUCUCAUAAGAUUGUGAAUGAUGCCCUUAUAGCGCUUGGCUGCAUGGAACAUCGUGGAGGCUGUGGGGCUGAUAAUGACUCUGGUGAUGGGGCUGGUCUAAUGACAUCUAUUCCCUGGGAUUUGUAUAACAACUGGGCUGUGAAGCAAGGACUUGCUUCUUUGGAUAGGUCAAAAACUGGUGUUGGAAUGAUUUUUCUCCCAAAAGAUGAAAAUUUUGAGAAAGGAGCCAAGUCAGUUAUAACAAAGAUAUUCUUAGAGGAGGGUUUGGAGGUCAUUGGUUGGAGACCUGUUCCUGUAAACACAUCAGUGGUUGGCUACUAUGCCAAGGAAACAAUGCCCAACAUACAACAAGUGUUUGUCAAAGUCCUUAAAGAGGAAAAGGUUGAUGAUAUUGAGAGGGAAUUGUAUAUUUGUAGAAAGCUGAUUGAAAGGGCUGCAAAAUCUGAAGAAUGGGAAGAUGAUCUAUACUUUUGCUCUUUGUCAAAUCGGACUGUAGUUUAUAAGGGGAUGCUUCGCUCAGAAGCUCUUGGACAAUUUUAUUUGGAUGUUCAGAAUGAACUUUACACAUCUUCGUUUGCAAUCUACCAUCGAAGGUACAGCACUAAUACUAGCCCUAGAUGGCCUCUUGCACAACCAAUGAGGAUACUUGGACAUAAUGGAGAGAUCAAUACUAUACAGGGAAAUUUGAAUUGGAUGCAAUCUCGGGAAGCAACACUCAAGUCCCCUGUUUGGAGAGGCCGUGAGAAUGAAAUUCGGCCAUUUGGGAAUCCAAAAGCAUCUGAUUCAGCAAAUCUUGAUAGUACAGCUGAAUUAUUGUUGAGAAGUGGUCGGACUCCAGCAGAAGCUCUUAUGAUUCUUGUUCCUGAGGCGUAUAAGAAUCAUCCAACAUUGACCAUAAAAUACCCAGAGGUUGUUAAUUUUUAUGACUACUACAAGGGACAAAUGGAAGCUUGGGAUGGACCUGCAUUGCUUUUAUUCAGUGAUGGAACGACUGUUGGAGCUUGUCUGGAUCGAAAUGGUCUUCGACCUGCUCGAUAUUGGAGAACAGUGGAUGACAUGGUUUAUGUUGCAUCUGAGGUAGGGGUUCUGCCGAUGGAUGACUCAAAGGUUAUAUCAAAAGGCCGAUUAGGUCCAGGAAUGAUGAUAACUGUAGAUCUACAGAGUGGUGAGGUUUAUGAGAAUACUGAAGUUAAGAAGAGAGUUGCUUCAACUCACCCUUAUGGUGACUGGUUACGUGAAAAAAUGCGCAUUAUGAAACCAGGGAACUUCCUUUCUUCUGUUAUCAUGGAUAAUGAAACAACCUUGAGACAUCAGCAGGCAUUUGGCUAUUCAAGUGAAGAUGUCCAAAUGGUCAUUGAAACAAUGGCUUCACAAGGAAAGGAGCCAACAUUUUGCAUGGGAGAUGACAUUCCAUUGGCAGUAUUAUCUCGGAAGCCACAUAUGCUUUUUGACUACUUCAAACAACGCUUUGCUCAGGUCACAAAUCCUGCAAUUGAUCCACUUAGAGAAGGCCUAGUGAUGUCUCUUGAGGUCAAUCUUGGCAAGCGUAGAAACAUUUUAGAAGUUGGUCCAGAAAAUGCAUCUCAGGUUAUUUUGUCAAAUCCUGUUCUGAAUGAAGGAGAACUUGAUUCACUGAUGAAGGACCCAAAUUUAAAUGCUCAAGUAUUGUCCACAUAUUUUGAUAUUCGAAAAGGUUUGGAUGGUUCAAUGGAGAAAACAUUGCAGAAGCUCUGUGAAGAAGCUGAUGAAGCAGUUCGGGAUGGUUGCCAACUUCUUGUUCUUUCUGACCGUUCAGAGGAGCUGAUACCUACUCGUCCUGCCAUUCCUAUACUGUUAGCUGUUGGUGCUGUCCACCAACAUCUGAUACAAAAUGGGUUGAGGAUGUCCGCUUCAAUUGUUGCUGAUACUGCUCAAUGUUUCAGCACCCAUCAUUUUGCAUGUCUAGUUGGAUAUGGAGCAAGUGCGAUAUGCCCCUAUUUGGCACUAGAGACGUGUCGCCAAUGGAGACUCAGUACCAAAGUUGUUAACUUGAUGCGAACUGGAAAGAUGCCUACUGUGACGAUAGAGCAAGCACAAAGGAAUUUCUGCAAGGCUGUUCAAUCUGGACUUCUCAAAAUAUUGUCAAAGAUGGGAAUCUCAUUGCUCUCUAGUUAUUGUGGGGCACAGAUAUUUGAGAUAUAUGGACUUGAUCAGGACGUUGUUGAUGUUGCAUUUUGUGGAAGUGUGUCAAAGAUAGGCGGAUUAACUCUUGAUGAGUUAGCAAGAGAAACAUUGUCCUUCUGGGUGAAAGCAUUCUCAGAGGAUACAGCUAAGAGACUAGAAAAUUUCGGAUUCAUUCAAUUCAGACCCGGAGGUGAAUACCAUGGAAAUAAUCCAGAGAUGUCAAAAUUGCUACACAAAGCAGUUCGUCAAAAGAGUGAAAAUGCAUAUUCUAUUUACCAACAGCACCUUGCAAAUCGUCCUGUCAAUGUUCUCCGUGAUCUUCUUGAGAUUAAGGGUGAUAGAGAGCCUAUACCAAUUGGACGAGUCGAAUCUGCAUCAUCCAUUGCUCAGCGUUUCUGCACUGGUGGAAUGUCUCUCGGAGCUAUUUCAAGGGAAACACAUGAAGCAAUUGCAAUUGCAAUGAACCGAUUAGGAGGGAAGUCAAAUUCUGGAGAAGGUGGUGAGGAUCCCAUUCGAUGGAGUCCUCUAACUGAUGUCAUUGAUGGGUAUUCUCCAACACUUCCUCAUCUUAAGGGCCUUCAAAAUGGAGAUACUGCUACUAGUGCAAUCAAACAGGUUGCUUCAGGUAGAUUUGGUGUCACUCCAACAUUUCUGGUUAAUGCCGACCAAUUGGAAAUUAAAAUUGCACAAGGUGCUAAGCCUGGUGAGGGGGGUCAGUUGCCUGGGAAGAAAGUCAGUGCUUAUAUUGCUCGGUUAAGAAACUCUAAACCAGGAGUUCCACUGAUUUCUCCACCUCCACACCAUGACAUUUAUUCAAUUGAGGAUCUCGCUCAGUUAAUUUAUGAUCUUCAUCAGGUCAACCCUAGAGCCAAGGUAUCUGUCAAACUUGUGGCAGAAGCUGGAAUUGGCACUGUUGCUUCUGGUGUAGCUAAGGGCAACGCUGAUAUCAUACAGAUUUCUGGACAUGAUGGGGGAACUGGAGCAAGCCCUAUAAGUUCAAUUAAACAUGCCGGAGGACCCUGGGAACUUGGUUUAACUGAAACCCAUCAGACACUUAUUCAAAAUGGUCUGCGAGAAAGAGUCAUCCUUAGAGUUGAUGGUGGAUUUAAGAGUGGAAUUGAUGUUCUCAUGGCUGCUGCCAUGGGUGCUGAUGAGUAUGGUUUUGGGUCUGUGGCUAUGAUUGCUACUGGCUGUGUCAUGGCACGUAUUUGCCACACUAACAAUUGUCCUGUUGGUGUUGCUAGUCAGAGAGAAGAGCUUCGGGCUCGUUUUCCUGGGGUUCCGGGAGAUCUUGUGAACUACUUCUUGUAUGUUGCAGAAGAGGUCAGGGGCGUUUUGGCACAACUUGGAUAUGAGAAGUUAGAUGACAUUAUUGGACGAACAGAUUUGUUAAGGCCGAGACAUAUCUCUUUGACAAAAACACAACAUCUUGAUCCCAGUUACUUCCUUUCAAAUGUUGGUGUACCUAAAUGGAGCAGUUCUGAGAUAAGAAAUCAAGCUGUUCAUACAAAUGGACCUGUUCUCGAUGAAAUCAUACUUUCUGAUCCUGAGAUUUCUGAUGCCAUCGAGCAUGAAAAGGUGGUCAACAAAAUUUUUAAGAUAUAUAACAUUGAUCGAGCUGUUUGUGGUCGCAUUGCUGGUGUUGUUGCAAAGAAAUAUGGAGAUGUUGGUUUUGCAGGACAGCUUAACAUCACAUUUACUGGAAGUGCUGGACAAUCUUUUGCAUGUUUCCUUACUCCUGGAAUGAAUAUUCGACUAAUUGGAGAAUCUAAUGACUAUGUAGGAAAGAGUAUGGCUGGUGGGGAGCUGGUUGUAAAACCUGUUGAAGGUACUGGCUUCAUCCCGGAGGAUGCUACAAUUGUAGGUAACACCUGCCUAUAUGGUGCAACUGGUGGUCAAGUUUUCAUUAGAGGCAAAGCUGGUGAACGGUUUGCAGUUAGAAAUUCUCUUGCUGAAGCUGUAGUUGAGGGCACUGGAGAUCAUUGUUGUGAGUACAUGACUGGUGGUUGUGUGGUGGUACUGGGAAAAGUGGGUCGAAAUGUUGCUGCUGGCAUGACUGGUGGUUUAGCAUAUAUACUUGACGAGGAUGACACUCUUAUUCCCAAGGUCAACAAGGAGAUAGUAAAGAUUCAAAGGGUUAAUGCACCUGCUGGACAAAUGCAGCUGAAAAGCUUGAUUGAAGCUCAUGUUGAAAAAACUGGUAGCAGUAGAGGUUCUGCAAUUUUGAGCGAGUGGGAGGCUUAUCUUCCUCUCUUCUGGCAACUUGUACCUCCAAGUGAAGAAGAGACACCAGAGGCAUGUACUGAGUUUGAGAAAAUAAAAGCAAAAAGAGGCAUGUCGCUGCAAUCUGCUUGAACAAUGUCGUAAAAACAGAUGGAUAUAUCGAGUUCAAGGUACUUCAAGUGGCAGAAUAAGACUCCUUCGUUGCUACAGUGCUAUCAACGGCCUACAUUGUCUGUGGUCAAUGCAACUAAAUCAAGAAUGCACAACAAGACAGAAGAAGCAGCACUUGUACAGCUACCGUAUGCGCUUUUUCUAUCUUCUCAUGUAUGCUUUUCGACACGGUGAGAUAUAAGUGGUGUGCAACCCAUUGUUUUGUACAUCAUGUUUGCUUUAACAAGGAGUCAUAAUUUGGCAUAAGUUGAUCCCAGUGUACUCCAAACGUCCUAUUUAGAUGUUCACAAUGUGAUCCCUAUAAUUGGCAGGUGUUCGUUCUGUUUAAGAUAUUGAGUGUGGUUCCUAUUCAUAUCGUGGUUCAACAUUGUGGGUGUUAAACAAUUGAUGUGCACUUGCACAAACCAUAUUUAGUUUCCUUGUUCAA
Messenger RNA from Zingiber officinale, 5801 nucleotides. RefSeq names its product ferredoxin-dependent glutamate synthase, chloroplastic-like. NCBI's taxonomy places the organism in Eukaryota, Viridiplantae, Streptophyta, Magnoliopsida, Zingiberales, Zingiberaceae. The transcript is spliced from 33 exons. Gene Ontology annotation, biological process: ammonia assimilation cycle. Bases 458 to 5335 code for a protein of 1625 amino acids. The record is from RefSeq and is a predicted model, not a curated record. Gene Ontology annotation, molecular function: glutamate synthase (NADH) activity.